UACGAGAGCGGCUUUCUCACCGAGGCGCUCCAGCAUCACACACAAUGGGAGGGAACCGGGAGCGGAGCUAGAGCCACGGCGGCGGACGCCAGAUGUGUGAUGCUCAGACGCGACCACGAGGCCGCUCGCCGUCGCCCGCGCGAGGGGAAACUUUUACCCUGCGUCGCUCCUCCGCGCCGUGAGCGCGCGGAGCCGCCGCCGACGCCGCCUGGCCGCUCGCACACCUGCUUCGUUGUCUUUGCGCUCAUUGCUGCCAGCGGAGCACGAGCGAUGCCGCAGAAACGGGGCUCGAGCGUCAAUAGAUCCUGUUGAAUCGAGAGCAGGCGUCGAGGCGCAGCCACAAAGUGUCCUCUCAGUGCGUCAGAGCACGGACGUGCGUGGCGGAUGCGAUGGUCGCUGGUUGGAACGGACAGGGGAUCGGUGAUUCUGCCUCCCAAAAUCGAGUGGCGGAUUUGGGUGGAAGGGAAGAAGUGCGUCGCCACCUCCCACUUCUCCUCCAGCAGAUGUGUUAGAGAGCGAGGCUGAGGCUGUGCUUUGGCCGCUGUACAAGCAUCAGAGGAUAAAGUGAUUCGGAUUCACCGGAGCUCCGUUUUUUAUUCCCAUCAUUUAAAAUGGCAACCACGAGACCGAGGAGGAUCCAAAGACGCAUUCGGGCGCGAGCCCCGGCCGUGGAGGAAUUAACCACCUGAUGGGCACCGGAGGAACCGGGAGGACACUGUUCUGGCGCUGCUCGUUGACUCGGUGAUCUAUAAUGUUGGACCAUUAACGGACGCUGUAAAACGGGGCGCGUGCGUAACAGGCCACAGCCGCUGGCCCCACGUUCUGUGGUUAUGGUAAUGAUGUCAUAACAGCCCGGAGGCCUGCGUCCGCACGGGAGGAGACUGUAGCUCAUCUCCUGUCAUGUAAGUAGCCACAUGGACUGCGUUCAACAUGGACCUGGCGUUAUUCUGACGUUCUCACGUCAACAACCGACUGCUCGAACCCGUUGAUGCCUCAUUUUCUCUGUGCGCGCGCUCCGAGCUGCAACUUUUUAUUCCGUGGCCGAGAGGCGGUUACUGUAGCGCUCACGGACCGAAGCGCGCACUGACUUAAAAUGGAGUUUGCCAUGGUGGGCGCGGACGGCGGGUGCAACAGUCACCUGCCCUACGGAUAUGCCCAGGCUCGCGCACGGGAGAGGGAGCGCGAGCGAGAGCGUCAGGCUGCCCACACGCGGGCGGCGGCGGCGGCGGCGGCGGCCGAAGGUGGAUCCGGUGCGGAGGGAGGCGGCGGCGGCGGCGGCGGCGGAGCGGGGGGGUCCUCCUCCAGCGCCCAUCUCCUCAACAACCGACAGCAUCAGUCUCGCGCCGCCUCUUCCACGAACGCCAACAUCAGCAGCGGCGGUACCGCCUCGCGCCCCUCCUCCUCCUCCACCUCCUCCGUGCAGCCGCCACAGCACCAGCACGAGCCCGAGCAGCAGCACAGAGUUGUCAGAGAGCGCAAGAAGCAGCGCGGCGUCGGGCGCUGGAGACGCGGCCGCGCGACCCUCGGCGGAGACCUGCGUCACUCGGAGCUCGCGCUGCUGGGAUCCGAGGAGGACAUUAUGAUAGAAGAGGAAGAGGCCGAUGGGGCCGAGGAGGAGGAGGAGGAGGGGGGGGAGGCGGGGGAGCGGGGAAGCCAGAGGUCCAGUUUUGUGUGUAACAUGGAUGAGGAGGAGGAGACCGUGUCGAUCACCGACAGACGCCCUCAGUCCGGAUACGAGAACGUCUACAGCGAGUGCGGCUGCUGCGAGAGGGUCGUCAUCAACGUGUCGGGGCUCAAGUUCGAAACCCAGCUCAAGACGCUCACGCAGUUCCCGGACACGCUGCUGGGAGACCCCGACAAGCGAAUCAGGUACUUCGACCCGCUGAGGAACGAAUACUUCUUCGACCGGAACCGGCCCAGCUUUGACGCCAUUCUCUACUACUAUCAGUCGGGGGGGCGCUUGAAAAGACCCGUGAACGUCCCGUUCGACAUCUUCUCGGAGGAGGUGAAGUUUUACGAACUCGGGGAGGAGGCGAUCCUCAAGUUCCGGGAGGAUGAGGGCUUCGUGAAGGAGGAGGAGAAGCCGCUGCCGGAGGACGAGUUCAAGCGCCAGAUCUGGCUGCUCUUCGAGUACCCGGAGAGUUCGAGUCCCGCCCGGGGCAUCGCGGUGGUGUCGGUCCUGGUCAUCGUCAUUUCCAUCGUCAUCUUCUGCCUGGAGACGCUGCCGGAGUUCAGGGACGAGAAGGAGUAUCUGCAGCCACGACGCAACUCCAGCCGGCCCGACCACGGAUUCACGCCGUUCAACGACCCGUUUUUCAUCGUGGAGACCGUGUGCAUCAUCUGGUUCUCCUUCGAGAUUAUCGUCCGCUUCUUCGCGAGUCCGAGCAAAACCGCUUUCUUUAAAAACAUCAUGAACACCAUAGACAUCGUGUCCAUUCUGCCUUAUUUCAUUACUCUGGGCACGGACCUGGCGCAGCACCAGGGCAACGGGCAGCACGCGAUGAGCUUCGCCAUCCUGAGGAUCGUGCGCCUCGUGCGCGUGUUCCGCAUCUUCAAGCUGUCCCGGCACUCCAAGGGGCUGCAGAUCCUGGGUCACACCCUGCGGGCCAGCAUGCGGGAGCUCGCGCUGCUCAUCUUCUUCCUGGUCAUCGGCGUCAUCCUCUUCUCCAGCGCCGUGUACUUCGCCGAGGCGGACGAGCCCACGUCCCAGUUCACGAGCAUCCCCGACGCGUUCUGGUGGGCCGUGGUGACCAUGACCACCGUGGGCUACGGCGACAUGAAGCCCAUCACGGUGGGCGGGAAGAUCGUCGGCUCGCUGUGCGCGAUCGCGGGCGUGUUAACCAUUGCGCUGCCGGUGCCGGUCAUCGUGUCCAACUUCAACUACUUUUACCACCGGGAGACGGACAACGAGGAGCAGCCGCCGGCGGCGGAGAGCCCGCCGCCGGGAUGCCCCUACUUCCCGGACUUCCUGCGGAAGUUCAAAGGCUCGCCCUCCGGCUCCUCGCUGGGCGACAAAGCGGAGUAUAUGGAGAUGGAGGAGGGCGUGACGGAGUCGCUGUGCGGGUUGGACAAGAGCCCGAGCAAAGGGAACGGCACCGACAUCAGCAGGAAAAACAGCACCAACUCCAGGUCCAUCCAGACUGACGUGUGAUCAGGAGAGUCCGCCUUUUCUUUUUACGCCCCAUGAAGCCACAGUCAGCCCAAAGGCAAGCGGUCCACACCAACACACGUCCACGCACGCCUCAAAGUCCACGCGCACGCGCACGCACGCACACGUCACCAAUUGGCAGGUCAAAACGUUUUAGCGCGUCCCGAACAUCAGCUUCUCCCGAAUCCUCCCCACAACGAACCGCAUCUGCCAAACGGAUGAGUCAUGGUUCCGACCCGUGUGGGAUCCACAGAAACCCAAACUCCACACAACACAGGCUAUGCAUUCGCACUUUACCAGUUCCAUCUGUCAAUAACAGUAAGAGUAGGGACCGUUUUGCUGUUAUGCAAUAAAGCUGAACAUUUCUUUGCACUAAUGUAGAAUUUUAACUGGCUUUGGCAGAUUUUUGUUUUCGAGACAGCAACUGUAGGCCAUGCAAAUGGAAACAACGUAGUCAUCGUCUGAUCAAUUAGCUGCAGAACGUUCCACAAAUACAGCAAACUAAGCAGAUUAACAGCAUCAGACUGAAAGAAGCUAAAGGAUUAAGUACUUUGUUAUCAUUCCAAAAGUUGAUUAACACUCAAGUCAUCGUUAGCAUUUAGCGCUCAUCAAAUGAACCAGGGCUAGAGUCAUUUCGAUGACAUCUACACAUGUUUCUCCACAACAGGCCAAGAAAAGCCUUGUGUUGUUGACCCACAAUGAGAGCUAAGCACAGGAAUCAUUAGAUAAGCCAGGUUUUGUGUGGACAGGCUUGGAGCCGUGGCAACAACACUUCCCCCACUUUCAUUUAACCUCAGAAUGACAAUAUCCCUUUACACGGACGCAGAUGGAAAGCUACAGCAAAAAUGACUCCAUGUGGAAACUGCUGCGCGGGAGUUUGUGAGCAACUUCCUCCUCUGUCCGCUGGACUUCCUGCACAAAAUCUAUUUUUUUCUCAAGAGGACUACGAUUCCCCCCAAGCUCAGAGGACCUUCAGGAUGUGGACGUCUUCCAAGCGCUGCCAGCUACAGGGAGAGGGAGUGUCCCCACAUCUCUGCAUAUGAGCAGAGAACAAGCAACACAUUGGGACUAGUCAUCGUCAGCACCAACGGACACUGAAAAGCAACAACAACCGGACGAACACUGGGAAACGUGAGGAUGAGGGUUACUGUGUGACAUCAGUAGAUGAAACCUCAAGGGUUGGGACGGGAAUGAAACCAUGAGUAAGUCGUGGCCCAAACUGAUUGCCUUAAUUACUACACACAUACAGUACAGAUGUAUGAAGCGAUGGAACUAAGAGACUUAUACGAGUUCAAAGAUGUGUUCUUUUCGUGUCAGAAAAGUGUCAGAUGUUAAUAUUAUAUGAUAGAGGUAAUGGUCGGUUGUUAUGUCGAAAUAAUGUUUUAGUUGGGUCGACUACGUAGGUGUGAUCAGUUACUAAGUGGUGAGUUUUGCUCAGCAGUUCCAACUCAAUCGGUUUCUAUCUUGUUUCCCACCAUCGGCCUCACUCAUCGGCCACAAACUCCUAAUUCACUCGUGUCAUAACGUAUGAGACUCCUCAUUCACAAAGUGUAGAGCGCGUUGGGAGCGGACUGUGACACGGCCACUGAACGACAGUGCAAACAAACAUUAAGAUCCACUUACACUAAAGCAAAGAUGUCUGGCACAUUAACGCCGUCAUAAAUAUCUGCCACAGUCACUCUGUGACAGAGAAGCAGGGGAUGAAACUCACCGGGCUUUUACCGCCCGCGAGUCACCGGCGCAGAGAUCAAACUCCACUUUUAUUUCUCAGAUGCAAAUUUCGAGCUGACCAGCUGCUUUGUCAACAUGUUCUCACUUUGAAUUUAACUGUAUGCAAAAGUAACAUGGACGUGUGUUCUAUAUUUUUUUAAUCCUAGCCUUGAUAAUUACAUAACCAAAGGUGAAACCCUGAAUUUAUUGUAUGUUGUGGACUUCUGGAAAAUGUUGUGAUAUAGAUGCACACUGAAUAGGAAACCAAUGUACAUAGCAGACGUUUAUACUUGUGUGUCCUAAGACGUGUUGCAGAUAGAGUAAUUUCAGACUUUUUACUUUCUUUGACUGUUACGACCAUGAACCGCGAUCAUCUGUGUUUGCUUUGUUGUUGCUGACACAACCCCGUCUCAUCCUAUUGUUGUGAAUGCUGCUCUAACAUUCUUCAUCCUUCAAGCAGGUUUCUGCUCCAUCACACUGACCACUGAUAAUCCAGACUCCUCCAUUUGGUUCAUUCGUAGGCUGCUCAUGUUUCUGCAUCUUUGUCAGAGAAGCAGUGGAUUUUGUUGGACCUGGUUCUCAUGGGUGGUCCGAUUAGAAAUGGUUCUGUUUUUGUAGUAGUACUUUAUGAAGACAGUCAUAUAAUGUGCUAACCGGCACCUUAAAGCUUGAAUUUAGAGCUUAGUGUCUUUAUCUUUUACAUCUGAGCAAAACCCAAAGUUCAUAUUCUCACUUUUUUUGUAUCUGUGCAUACCUCGUCACAGAAUUCUUCUGAAGAGAUGUUUACUGAAUGUUUCCGCUAGUUCCUUUGUUAAAAAAUGAGAUGUCACUUUUUUUUUGGCAGAUACAAACUACAUUUUGCCUUCUGCAUGUGAGCAGCUUUACCAGAAAUAUUAGUCUACUCCAGCAGACGUUAUACCACAGUAAGCAAAGAAAACGCGAUCCAAAGAAAAUCUCACAGGAAGCAAAUCAAUGUUUCAAAUUCAGAAAUAGGCUAAACUGUUUCAAAUCUUUAAACAAUUCUUUAAAAAUUAAAUGAAUGUAAGGAUAAACCUUUAUUCUUAUUAGUCAGAGAGUUUAUAUAUAUUAAAGUAAUAAAGACAAGUCAAAUACAUACAUUUGCUCUUUCCAUAAUUUUAGAGAUCAGUCAAAUAAAUAACAGAAAAAUGAGUUUUGAACUUAUAGGUUUGAAUAAAGUACUUUUGCUUCUCACCAAGACCUAAAGGAGAAGAUUUAUACACGACUGACCACACGUCAGAUGAUUAAAACAAAAUGAGGUACAACAUCAUCACGGUUGUGAAACCUGGUCCUCGGAACCAGGCUAGGACUUUUCCUGCUCCAGUCCUAGGAGCUGAGCUAGGCUAAGCUAACCAGCGGCUCCGUCGGCCUGUACACUUUAAGGUUACUUGUGUGAUUAACAAAAUCAUUAUUUAAUUCCAUUUUUACAGAUUCUAUACUUUUGGUACUAAUAGCAUCUCUCGCAGAAACAAAAAGAAUUGUGUCUACUCAAUGGAGCAUCUCCUGCAUGAAUCAGACCAAAGGUUUCUCUUCCUCUAUAAUGUGACCACAACCCAUUUAAAUAUAGGAUGUAUUCAGGUUUAACACUGAAGUACACACACUGCAACAAAUCACACAAAUGACAACAAACUUUCAUUUUAAAUCAAAGGAAACACUUCAAACUACAGUAACAGUAACUCAAACACUCCCAGAUACCAGACUUACAUCUUUCCUGUUGCUUUUCCACCUUGUAUCCUGAAUGCGUUAAACAUUAUACAGUAGUUGCAAUUAUAAAUAAUUCAAAAUCCUAUCUCACGUCGAUGUUUAGUUGUACAGAAACGUUUAGAAAGUUUUAGGAGACAGGGCUGUUGUUGUGUAGUAUGAGAUGUGGUAAUGAGCUAAAUCAAGCUCAGGCUUCACAGUGAGUAGACACAAUCCUUUAUAUAACACCAAACUACACCAACCUGAUCCUUUUACUAUUGGCAACAAUACGAUUGCCAGUAAUGUCUUUAUAUUACAAAUGAAUGAAAUGAAAAUAUAAUCUGUCUGUCCAGAUAUAUUUUCAGAAGAUUACACUGAUCUUGUCAGAUUACAGGCCUAAAGCACAAGUGGUUUCCAGCGUGAGGCGCUCACUGGCCCCUGCUUCAAUGUCUCCACUCAGGAGGAGAUGGCCUGAAGUUCCAUCAUUAGUCCAGAUGCAGAACCACAGAACAGCAGCAACUGGCUAAAUGCUGCACCGCAACAAAACCCAUUACCUACAUGCUCAACUACACGCAGAACUAACAAAGCCAAGCCAAAGAGCCAAAUGCCCACAAGUUAGUAGAGAACAAGAACAGGGUCGGCCUGAGAACUGAUCCCAGAGGUCCCACGACUAAUCAAGCAGAACCAACAAGCACAAAAGACCGUUAGAACUACGUUUAACCAGACAGUCUCCCACCCCUUUCUCGCCGUGUGAAUUAAAACAGGCCGCAGUUACAUCACGUUGCUGAGCGAAAUCUGCUUUCACCAGGAGAGCAGAGGCUGUGGAACCCACAGAGUCAGUACUGGGAAGUCACCGAUUCUGAUGAGUUACCAGUACAGAAAGAAAAACGUUUAUCCCUGUGAAAUGGAACAGAAAGGCCAGAAUCCAGCGCCAUUCACAUGGAUAUUAUUUAACAUUCUCGUCAUCUACAUCAAAUCAUGAGAAGAAAAAUAUCCUGAAGACUAAACAAACCGUCUCUAACGUAGCAUUUCUAGAGGUUCCUGUGGAUAUUACAUUUACCUGCAGUAAUAACUUGUGUGAUAACUGUUGUGAUUCAGCACAGUCAAUGAGUAGAUUUUAAAAAGCUGUUAACAGUCAGUGUGGGGGACGUUAGAUAAGAGAUAGAGCAAGGUGAGAGGGGGAGAUUUUAAUUACAAUCACCUCUGAGCUGGAAAAGUCACAGGCGCUGCGUUGGUGGCGUUAUUUGGUGACAGCUUCUGGUCAGAGGAGGACAUUCACCCAACACGGUUCAGCGGUUUUCACCUAUUUAGGAGAAGCACUGACCUCAUUUACUGGACAAUUCUUUCUAGGGAUCAGUUUUGAUUAAUUUAAACUGUCUCACGAUCCACAUUGUGAGAAAAUGCUUUCGUGUAGAAGCUCACGAAUUUCUGAGGCUUAAACAACUGUGAGGCUCCUGCGCUCCACAUUCCACACAGCAACGAGGCCAGAUUAACUUUAAGAUGAAUGUCUCCUUUAAUCGAUAACAGGAUUCUUUCUAUGAGAAACAAAAGUAUUGACCACACACUUAAAUCUAAGCCAAUCAAAAGCCCCGUGUUCAGAUUUAAUACUGCUUCUUACAUUUUCCAGUUCUUUAAGCAUUUAAUUUAUUAUAAAUGUAUAUUUGGGAUAGUUUUGUUGCAAUUCAUAAUCUGUCACCAGAUCCCCUGAAGCCAGUGCUGUCAACCUUAAUCAUAAUAUAUUAUAAGGGAAUCCAUUUCACUAGAAAAAUGUUUUUUUUUUGUCAGAGCAGGAAAGAAUUCGUCCAAACCAUAGUCUAGGAAAUAUUCCAAAACAACAGAAAUCCUACAGUGAGCAGUCUGAAGGGGUUUAUUGUUCCUGUCACUUCUGUCCUCAGUGUUUUUGUCAAGUAACAAACUGAAUGACCUGAUGAAGCCCAGUGUCAGUGUUGCACCCAAGCAGCACUGCACUACACAGGUCCACCGCCAUAAAUAACAGUAUUGCAUUAGUGUAAGGACGGCAACUAGCAAUGACGGUAACAUCCACAGCGUUAGGUAACACCAGGACCCGGUAUGCUUUAAUCUCCUUAUGAACAAGGUGGCUUAUGAGCAGCACUGCACAACUGUUCAACAGUGAUGCAGAUUGUUUUUGCUCAGUGUUCAUGCCGGAUAUUAUGUGACUGACUGGAUUUCAGGUUGUUUUCCACCAUCUGCCUCUUGCAGAACUGUAUUAGUGCCGUUUGCUGCAAAUGCAAUGAUUGCAGCGUUUUGCUCGGCCACAUCUAUAUUUAGCAAAUUAUUUUGUGUGGGAGACAAACAGAAAUGCUACACAGACAAGAAAGGCCUUGAUGAACUCUGCUAAUGUCAAACACUGGCUUAAUAACAGGUUACCACAAGCCUCUUGAUGUGAUAACUACGGUCAUUAAAGUCAUUUCGCUACAAUCAGAAGCUGGUUCUUCUUUCAUAGAUUAAAAUAUAAUAGUCUUCAUUGGCUUGAACAGUACCUGGACUGUGUCUGACUCAUAGCUCAGCUGAGCAGUAAGGAGGUGAUAUUUAACUAAACCAAGAAGCUAUGAUACAGUAAGUGGUUUAAAUAUAUGUAUCACAUCAUGUCCCACUCUCAGUUGUACUGUUGUUUGUUGCAAAAGCGUCAGAUAAAACAUAUCCUGAGUUUGUUUCAUAGUUUGUUUGAUAUAUUUUCUGUGCUUUGUUUUUGGCAACCAGCAGUUUUUGCACAAAGAGUAUGAUUUGACAGGCUGCUAGGAUCCACAUGGUGAUAUGAUGCAUCCGAUGACUACACACAAGCACUUCUGCCUUUAGAGGACAGUGACUGUGGUGGGACAGUUGUCUGCGUGUGGGCUUUGGUGAAGUUCCCCUAAAGAAGCCUCCAGAUGUCCAGCAGAAAGGUUCAGGCCAAGAAUCACGAAGCACCGAUCAUUUGGUGACAUAGAAGUGGCCAUUAUGGUUUUUAUAUAACAUGCAUUCACAUCAGAGAUUAUUAUUACAAUAUGACUCAACUGCUGCUUCUUUGCUCAACGGGAGCUUGAUGAGGGGCGACUGAAAGACACUAAACCUGGUAAACUGGACAGGAUUGAAAUGGAAUUUAAGCCCAGUAUAUUCAGGGGUCUAUGCAAGAUGGUGCAGUUGGUCAGACUACGACUCAGCCACAUCAGUACCUGGUCGUCAUGUAGUCCACGCGGUCCUUCUUGUCUCAGUCACGUCCCGUUUCUGUAGCCACACACCUCUUCUUUGCAGAAGGGAACUCCACAGGUGUUUCAGAACAACGAUGGGUCGGUGCGUUUGUUUUAAUGUUAGUGCUUUAAACGGAGGCUGUUCCAACUCUUCACUCACUCACAACAAAGGGAGGGAAUCGUUUCCUGGUGAGGAACAAGCUGAAAGUCGCUAUUAAUGAACAUGUAAAAUAUUUCUACAGCUCGGGUGUUGAGAAAUAUCCAUGUGAGUUUUGGCCAGCCUUGCUUUUACUCUGCAUGAUGCUUUGUUUUGAGAAAAUUGCAUCUUAACCCGAGGUAUGUUUGUAUUCUUUUCCCGAGGGUGCUCCUCUACUUCUCUCUCUCUGUAACGUUGGAGCUUGUCACUUCUAACCUUAAUUCUUCUCUUUUUUUUUCUUCUUUACUUUUUGGUAAACCUUCCAACUUCUGGAUUUUCUACAUUCACAUUUUGUAGACAGCAAUAUGAGAUGUGAUUGAAAAUGGAAUAUGUGCAAUGUUGACUACAGAAAAAUAUAAUAUAUUCAAUAAAAAUUCAGAAAACA
This is a messenger RNA of Betta splendens (Siamese fighting fish), 10325 nucleotides long. It is a transcript of the gene kcna4, whose product is annotated as potassium voltage-gated channel, shaker-related subfamily, member 4. Bases 1094 to 3151 code for a protein of 685 amino acids. NCBI's taxonomy places the organism in Eukaryota, Metazoa, Chordata, Actinopteri, Anabantiformes, Osphronemidae. The transcript has 3 exons. Gene Ontology annotation, biological process: protein homooligomerization; potassium ion transmembrane transport. The record is from RefSeq and is a predicted model, not a curated record. Gene Ontology annotation, cellular component: voltage-gated potassium channel complex; membrane. Gene Ontology annotation, molecular function: delayed rectifier potassium channel activity; protein binding; potassium ion binding.